This is a messenger RNA of Penicillium brevicompactum, 735 nucleotides long. RefSeq lists its product as uncharacterized. Lineage: Eukaryota; Fungi; Ascomycota; Eurotiomycetes; Eurotiales; Aspergillaceae. Gene Ontology annotation, molecular function: protein kinase activity; ATP binding. The transcript has a single exon. Gene Ontology annotation, cellular component: cytoplasm. The record is from RefSeq and is a predicted model, not a curated record. Gene Ontology annotation, biological process: signal transduction; protein phosphorylation. The coding region runs from base 1 to 735 and encodes 244 amino acids.
AUGAAUUCCUUUUCCAAUUUGAACCGAGCCGAUUCCUUCAUUGCGGCUGGUACAGUCUCGGUAGUCCAUGCUGUCGACGAAAAUAUCGUUAUCAAAAUCCGUCCCUCAUCAGGGGAUUUCGAACGUCAAGCUUACAAUAUUGAAAUUCGCUCUUAUGAGCGACUUGGGUGCCAUGAACACAUUGCAUCUUGCGAAGUGACUGAGGAAGGUCUCUUGUUGGAACGUGGAACUUGUCUUCGGGCCAUGCUACAGAGUGUCAGCAAGUCUGCCAUUCCUUGGGCCGUGAAGUUACAGUGGGCGCUGGAAGCCGCGGGUGGUCUUGCAUAUAUUCAUAGCAAGGGGAUUAUUCAUGCAGACGUUGGCUGUCACAACGUCAUCGUGAAUAAUGCCAGGCACAUCAAAUUCAUUGACUUCGCUGGCUCUGGUAUCGAUGGUGAAGCCCCUUUAGUCUGCUAUGAAUGGUGCAGUUUCCAGCCGGGCAAUGAAAUCAGCAUCUGCACAGAUAUAUUUGCCUUUGGGUCAAUGCUUUUCGAGCUUGAAACAGGGCGCGUCCCCUACAGCGAGCUGGAAAAAACUCUCGAAAUGGGAAAGCUAGUGGCGGUUGCUGAGGGUUUGUUCUCACAGCGGAAAUUCCCACCUGUGGAUACUCUGGCCUUCGGAUCCGUCAUUUCUGGUUGCUGGAAUGGCAAAUACAAUUCAAUGGAGGAAGUCCGUCGAGAUAUUGCGUUAUUGUGA